This is a messenger RNA of Lampris incognitus (smalleye Pacific opah), 2374 nucleotides long. It is a transcript of the gene bbs1, whose product is annotated as Bardet-Biedl syndrome 1. The transcript has 6 exons. The record is from RefSeq and is a predicted model, not a curated record. Gene Ontology annotation, molecular function: patched binding; smoothened binding. Gene Ontology annotation, cellular component: centrosome; BBSome; axoneme. Lineage: Eukaryota; Metazoa; Chordata; Actinopteri; Lampriformes; Lampridae. The coding region runs from base 320 to 2074 and encodes 584 amino acids. Gene Ontology annotation, biological process: protein localization to cilium; non-motile cilium assembly.
AGAGGAAAAGCCGAUUUGAGGAUUACUUCGCAGGAUUACAGAUAGCGGGACGCUUCUUGCGGGCAGUUCAUAUCUGCGCUGGGGAAAUAUAAUCAUAGAGGAACACGUGUUUGCCGAAGUCUAGGAGCUACUUCGCUGCUUUUCGGGAGUAGCUGUCCCAACGUUAUACGGUCUCCUCUCGAGUCUUGACAACGACGGCGGCAACGGCAACAACCGGGUUUCCUUGACAACGAAGCGGAAGUGCGGUAACAAAAACUGUAUCAGAAAACAAAUAAUUUUUGCGGUUUUUCUUCCCCCCCCCCCUCCCGCGGGUACAGCGAUGUCUUCAGUCCCCGAAAUGAACCCCGACUCCAGUAAAUGGUUGGACGCCCACUACGACCCCGUAGCCAAUCUGUAUACAUUCUCAUCGUGCGUGAAUCUGGCGGAUCUGAACGGCGAUGGUGAAAAUACACUGGUGAUCGGCGACCUGGGUACGGGUUCGACCAACAUGAAGCUGAAGGUGUACCGCGGCACGGCUCUGAUGAGUGAGAACACGCUGCUCGACCUGCCCACAGGCUUGGUGUCUUUCCUGAUGGAUUUACACGAGCCUCGUAUUCCUGCUAUCGCUGUGGCAUCCGGCCCGUUCAUAUAUGUGUAUAAAAACCUUAGGCCCUAUUUCAAGUUCACCCUACCCGGCCUGGAGAUCAAUGCCUUGGAACAGGAUGUGUGGCAGCAGGUCAGGGAGGAUCAGAUUGAUCCCAUGACUAUGAAGGAGAUGUUGGAGAGCAUCCGAGACAAAGCUGAAGUUCCCCUCUCUGUCCGGUCCUUGAGGUUCCUGACGCUGGAGCAGCGGGAUAUGGAGGAAUUUGUGAAUCUUCACAAGCAGCAACCAAUACGAAGACAGACCGUCAUCACCUGCAUUGGAACGCUGAAAAAGAGCACAGCUGAUGAGGACGGGGUUAGCUGUCUAGUGAUUGGCACUGAGAGUAAUGAGAUCUACAUACUGGAUCCUGAGGCUUUCACGAUCCUCUCUAAGCUGUCCCUGCCCAGCGUGCCCACUAUGAUGGAUGUGACCGGUCAGUUCGAUGUGGAAUUCCGCAUCAUUGUUGCCUGUCGUAACGGGAACAUCUACAUCCUGCGCAGAGAAUCUUCCAAACCCAAAUACUGUAUCGAGCUCUCCUCCCACCCAGUGGGGCUUGUUAGGAUUUGGAAGAAUGUGGUGGUGGGCUGUGCUGAAGAGAACCUGCAAGGCUUCACACAGAAGGGAAAAAAGCUGUGGACAGCCAGGCUUCCAGCCCCUAUCACUGCCAUGGCGGCCAUGGACCUCCCCACCAGGGGAUUCCAGGCGGUUUUGGUGGGCCUAGCCAACUGUGAGGUCCACCUGUACCGAGACAAGAACCUCCUCAGCACAAUCAAGACACCCGAUAUGGUCACCAGCAUCUGCUUUGGGCGCUACGGACGAGAAGACGGGACCCUGAUCAUGACCACUAAAGGAGGGGGUCUGAUUGUGAAGAUCCUAAAGCGGACAGCCGUAUUUGAUGACAGGGACAGCACCCCCGGUCCCCCCAUUGCCCAAAGCAUCCGCCUAAAUGUCCCCAAAAAGACCAAGCUGUAUGUGGACCAAACCAUGAGGGAGCGUGAGAGCGCAGUAGUCAUGCACCGGGCCUUCCAGAUGGACCUGAGCCGCAUGCGUCUGGCGUCCGCAAAGGCCUACGUCAAGGCCUUGGAGUCGAGCCUAACACCCAUGUCUGCCAGCCUAACAGAACCACUCAAAAUGAAUGCUGUGGUCCAGGGCCUGGGCCCGUCCUUCAAACUCACCCUCAACGUCCAGAACACGGCAGCAUGCCGACCCGUCAUGAACCUGACUGUCAGCUUUCUGUACGAUGAGAACCUGUACAGCAUGAGGAACCCAUUUUUUAAAAUACCCUUGCUGGUCCCUGGACUAAUUUACCCCAUUGAAACGUUUGUGGAGUGCACAAGCGACAAGGGUAUAUCUGACAUUAUCAAGGUGUUUGUUUUAAGCGAGGGAAGGAGCGCGCCCCUGCUAACUGCCCACAUCAACAUGCCUGUAAGUGAGGGCCUGGCCCUCAACUGAAUUAGACACUUGCAGGGAGAACAACUGUUUAUUUCAAGGAGAUGUCAUCUAGCACCGUUAAAAUUGAUAUUUUGGAUGCAAUCAACUCAGUGGGACUAGUAGGAUCUUCUCGUAUGAAGGUUUUUAAAAGAAAACCAUUUCCUAAGUCCCAGAAGUGUCAGAGUGGCUGUAAAUGUUUUUUCAACUAUGUCAAGUACUUGACAGUAAACGGAAGUAAUUGCAUUACUUUUCAGUCAGACAGCUAGGUGAUGAUCAUUACGGAUGUCGACAAUUACACUUUGACAACACAUUUCUCUGUGA